AUGACGGACCAGACAAUCGUUGCAGCCGCCCUUCUGGGCGUUCUUGAAGGGCUGACCGAAUUCAUACCGGUCUCGUCCACCGGACAUCUGCUGCUUGCGGGACACUUUCUGGGCUUUGAAUCCACCGGCAAGACGUUCGAGGUGCUGAUCCAGCUGGGCGCGAUCGGCGCGAUCGUCAGCGUCUAUGCGGCGCGGCUGUGGCAAAUGGCCACGCGCCUGCCAUCGGACCCGCAAACACAAAGGUUUGUUCUGGGCAUCCUUCUGGCAUUCCUGCCGGCGGUCGUGGUCGGCGUGCUGGCGCACGGCUUCAUCAAGACCGUCCUGUUUGAAUCGCCGAUGACGAUCUGCAUCGUGCUCAUCGUCGGCGGCUUCAUCCUGCUGUGGAUCGACCGGCUGCCGCUGAAACCCAGAUAUACCGAUGUGAUGGACUAUCCGCCAUCGCUUUGCCUGAAGAUCGGCCUGUUCCAGGUGCUGGCGAUGGUACCGGGCACUUCGCGCUCAGGCGCGACGAUCGUCGGCGCAUUGCUGAUGGGCACCGACAAGCGCUCGGCGGCGGAGUUUUCCUUCUUCCUCGCCAUGCCAACCAUGGCGGGCGCGUUCGCCUAUGACCUGUUCCAGAACCGCGCGCUUUUGACGAUGGACGAUGCGGUGAUCAUCGCCACCGGUUUCAUCACCUCGUUCAUCGUCGCCGUCAUCGUCGUGCGAAUGCUGCUGGACUAUGUCUCGCGCUACGGCUUCGGCCUGUUUGCCUGGUGGCGGAUCAUCGUCGGUUCGGCGGGGCUGGUGGGCCUGUGGCUGCUGGGCUGA
Messenger RNA from Effrenium voratum, 807 nucleotides. The record is from the annotation of a GenBank genome assembly. Lineage: Eukaryota; Dinophyceae; Suessiales; Symbiodiniaceae.